Molecule: messenger RNA, 1940 nt
Organism: Toxoplasma gondii ME49
Lineage: Eukaryota; Apicomplexa; Conoidasida; Eucoccidiorida; Sarcocystidae
Exons: 2
Coding region: 237-1556 (439 amino acids)
Biological process (GO): peptidyl-methionine modification
Cellular component (GO): mitochondrion
Molecular function (GO): peptide deformylase activity
Source: RefSeq, a predicted model, not a curated record
UUCACAUUUCGUACAACAAGUUGUUUUCUCUCCUCAGAUGUUGCCGCAGAGAAGUCAGAGAGCAGAGAAAAUGUGACUCUGUGUUCUUCUCUCAACACACAGGGAGGCCGCUGCAGUACAGGGCCUCUGCUCUUGUCGGUGUCUUCUGAGAAAUCCUCUUUCCCUCGCUUCCUUGCUUUUUUCUCCGCUUUCACUUCACCUUAUUUUCCGUGGUACUUUCGAGGUCGCGUUGAUGCAUGUCUGCUCGCGUUUGGAAAUCCAGCGCAACCGGAGACAGCCAGGAACCCCCGAGAGAGAGAGAGACCCCAGAGUCCCGUUCUCUUCGCUUUCUCGGCCUUGUGCCGAUCUUCAUUUCUUUCGGUUUUUUUGGAACUUCAUUUUCUCCCGAUUUUCACCUCUGUCAGACUUAUAUCUUGGAUUUUUUCCGAAUUUUUUCGGAUUUCCUUUCUUUCGGACUUUCGUUGUUCUGGAUUCUCACUUUUUUUUGUGCAGACAUGAAUGCAGUCAGGCCGUCGUUUGCAGUGCUUCAGCUGUGUCUGGCCUUUGGUCUCUCCGCCCAAGUUUUUCCCUCUGCUUGUCUGUCUGUUCGUGGAGACUUCAAGGGAAGACUUCUUCUCGAGCAGAAUGCACCUUCUGUCCAAUCUCACUCGUCUCUCCUGUCUCCCUUUCCUCUUGCCUUUGUCUCACCGUCCUCUUUCACGCCACCACGGCGAGUACCUUCUAUCUCUGCUUCCUCUCCCUCUUCUUCCUCUUCCUCCUCCCCAUCCUUUUUUUCUCCUUUUCCUUCCUCGUAUCCCUUCUUUUCUUCAUCUUCUUCGUCUUCGGUCUCUUCUCUGUCUGCUUCCCCGUGGUUUUCUUCUUCGGCUGCCUCUUCUGCCUCAGCUCUCCACCGCUUUCGCAGCUGGAGCGCCUCUGGCGCGCUGCCGGCUUUUUUCAGAGGAGAUGAGAAGGAACGGCGAGGGAGAGAGGAACGCGGCAAACAGCGGAGAGAGGCGGCAAGCAGCAACUCCUCUUUUCAACCGAGAGAAGCCUCACGCGAUGUAACACUGGACGUCUUGGCGGCGCCACAUACGCUCUUGCGUCUUCCUGCGCAUCCCGAGGCAGACUGGCAGGCGAAAGAGACAAAGGAACUUGCCAAGGACUUACUCGCUGUCAUGUACAGAGACGGAGGAGUAGGCCUCGCUGCUCCUCAGGUGGGCGUCAGUGUGCAGAUGAUUGUGUGGAACCCAACCGGCGACGUCCGAGAGUCUUCUCGCGAGCGGGUGUUUCUGAAUCCUCGGCUUCUCUCGCUUUACGGUCCCCUGGUCUCUGACGUCGAAGGCUGCCUUUCUGUCCCUGGAGUAUUUGCGCCCGUAGAAAGGCCGCUGCAUGCACGCGUGCGUUACACCAGUCUUGAAGGGAUUCAACGCGAGGCGACUUUGUCGGGGCUGGAGGCGCGAGUUGUCCAACACGAAAUCGACCAUCUCCACGGCAUUCUUUUUGUAGACAGAGUCCACAGAGGUGAACGCAGCGCACACACAGCGUUUACUUUUGCUGGUGGCGAGAAAACUAUGUAGAAAGGAUCUCGAGACGCAUUCUCCGCAUCUCUAUCCAUGCGCAUGUAUAUAGGGAUCUGUUCAUACCGAUGUGUAGGGGCAGUGUUAUCUGUGAAGCGGUGGCCGUCAAAGGCAUCCUGUGUGAGGACUGUUGGCGCGCAGCACUCGUGCAUGGCAUUUUAUGGAAGCACACUUAGACCCGCUGGGGUAUCCCGUUUCCAACGAUGCCUGAGAAUUGCGUGAUUUGUCGUUUUUUAACGGGGAAGGGAAGUAGCCGUGAAACCAAGAGUCAUACAGUUCGUUGCGUUCCCUACAUGCACCGGCUGUGCAGUGGCGCGCUCGGCAGCUGAGAUGGUGGAGAGUCCGAGAACCGGUGAUUUUUGUGGGAUCGAUGGUGCAUACGGG